AUGACUCUGGAACAUGAUGUGCAGAACAAGUCUGAGAAGAACCUCACCAAGUAUCGUCAGAUUGAGGAAUUUGCAAAGCAACAAGGUGUGGACUUCUAUCCGGCGGGGAGGGGUAUAGCACAUCAAAUUAUGGUCGAGGAAGGCUACGCCUGGCCUGGGACCCUUGCAGUCGUCAGCGAUAGUCAUAACACCAUUGAAGAGGGUGAUGGCGUUAAAGAAAAUGACAGAAUGAUUACCGCGGAGCAAGCACUCGAAAAGAUCAUCGGUCAGCUCGACAAUAUGGUGGAGGUUGCAGAGCAAACUUUGGGAAGCAAAGUGAGCAAAAAUACUACGGAGCUUCAUCCUGGCUUUCCAGAGAAAGUUGCUGGUGAAAUCGUCUUCUGCGAUGCUGACAACAUCAACACCGACGGAAUUCACCAUGGCAAAUACACGUACCAGGAUAAUGUUCCAGUCGACACUAUGGCAAAACUAUGCAUAGAGAAUUAUGAUCCCAAGUUUUCAGGUCUCGCCAAAGAAGUGGUGGCUGGCAGCUUUGGAAACAUUUUCUUGCGUAACAGUAUCAACAAUGCACUCAUGGGCCUGGAAGUGCCAAAGCUGGUCCACAGGUUAUGGGAAACUUCCUCUGACAAAGCAGCGCCAGCAAGGAACGAAGAGAUUUUCGAACCAAAACAAAAUCGGCAGAGCCUUGAUUCGCCACCACCUGCUCCCACAAACACGCGGAAAAGGUCCUCUGGGAUGUGA
Endocarpon pusillum Z07020 is the source of this 741-nucleotide messenger RNA. RefSeq lists its product as uncharacterized. The coding region runs from base 1 to 741 and encodes 246 amino acids. Lineage: Eukaryota; Fungi; Ascomycota; Eurotiomycetes; Verrucariales; Verrucariaceae. The transcript is spliced from 3 exons. The record is from RefSeq and is a predicted model, not a curated record.